This is a messenger RNA of Brienomyrus brachyistius, 4234 nucleotides long. RefSeq names its product suppressor APC domain containing 2 (gene sapcd2). Lineage: Eukaryota; Metazoa; Chordata; Actinopteri; Osteoglossiformes; Mormyridae. The record is from RefSeq and is a predicted model, not a curated record. Bases 169 to 1635 code for a protein of 488 amino acids. The transcript is spliced from 6 exons.
AAUUGAAGGACUGGAAGGAGUGACAGGCAUGCAUUUACCUUUGCGGUAGGGUAUGAGGUAAACUUUUUGAAAAUAAAAGUUCGUUGUUUAAUUUGUGUAAUCAUCUGUAUUUUGAUUACUUUAGGACACUCAACACGAUAUCUAGUUAUAAGAUAUACCAUACCCUUCAUGGCUUUGAUUGCUGCUGAUCGCGACCGCAAACUGAACCUCUCAAUAGCUAUUUGCAAUAAACCUGAAGCUGGGAGAGAAACUAUUCAAAGUGCGCGCAACCACAGGGACAGGAAAAUGAAGCCAAAUGAAGCGGAGUUUUCCACCGAUGGCCUGCCCAAGGUUUUCCUGCACAGUCUGCGGACGCUGUUUGACAUCCUGGAUGAUGGGAAGAAGGGGUAUGUGCAUAUAUCCGAGAUCGAGAGCCGGUGGCAGGGAGCCGACACGCAGGAUUUGCCGGGAGGGGUGCUGGAGUGCCUGCGGCGGGUCGCCCCACCGCACGGUUACUUGACAUUUGAGCGCUUCGUGGCAGGACUUCGGUACUCGAUGCUCAACCCCGACAACGGACACUUAAAGCCCCGGUCCGGUGUUCCCCAGCGGCAGCCACAGUUGCAUUACACCAGCCAGAAGCAAGGUCCUCCGCAACCACGGCAAGCGCCAGGGGUGAAAUCACAGGGCUGCGCCCCCGGUCCCCGUACCGGAGAGAUUAACGUGCGCCCACUGGGACCCAGCAAUGCGGUAAAUACGCAGCAGAACCGGGCCAGACAUGAGGACUUAAACCCUGCCAGCCAAGGGGAGUGGGGACCCACUACGGCCCCAAGCGUCCCAGCCCGGUACAGCAACGCCGGGUACGAUAGGACUGGCAGAAGUUUGGAUCGGAUCCCGGUUGCACCCGAAAGCGGUCCGCAUGCAGCCGAUUUGGUCAGAAAUGGUAAACAGCCGCAGCAAGAUCCAAGCCGGAGCAAGAUCCGAUCUAUAGAGUCACUGGCACUGGAGUCGCCACAGAUCCACAAAGGAAGUGGCGAUGAGGGCAGGGGGCUGCCCCGGUCGCGCAGUGAGACCACUGCGGGAUUGGCUGGAGCCAGGCGGCAUGGGCGGAGCAGAGCGGAACAGAGGCGCCACACCAUCAGCAACGGGGUAGACUAUGGAACGCUGAAGCAGAUGAAGGAACUGGAGCAGGAAAAGGACUCCUUGCUUGCUGGGCUGGACGUCAUAGAACGAGCCCGGGAGUGGUACCAGAACCAGAUCCAGAAUGUGGCAGAGAAGCAGAGGCAAAUGGGCCAGGCCAACCCAAGCACGGAUCUCUUCCCGGAGUCCGGUCAGGGCCGUGUGAACCUCCUGCUUCCCAAGUUACAGGACGUCAACCGCUGCCUAAAUGAUCUCAUAUCCUGCUCCGGAAUGCCCUUCACAUCUCAUGGUGCCCCACCACCGGCCAUCCCCUCGAACCCCCAGCCACCUCCACCCACUGCACCAAAUGCCAUUCAGAGACUGAAGGACCAGAACCGGCUCCUCACCCAGGAAGUGACUGAGAAGAGCGAUCGGAUUACCCAGCUAGAACAGGAGAAAUCUGCUCUCAUCAAGCAGCUUUUUGAGGCACGAGCUCGCAGUACCCAUGACAACAGCGCUUUGGACUCCACCUUCAUCUGAGUCCACCCAAAGGGGUGGGCACAACCAUAGGCUACGCCUUGCCCUGGCCACUCCUGUGACUGGAACCCCCGUAAACUCUACCUUCAUCUGGCCACUCCUAUGACCUUGACUACCUAGGCUCCGCCUUCAUCUGGCCACUCCCAUGACCAUGGCUACCUAGGCUCCGCCUUCAUCUGACCACUCCCAUGACCAUGGCUACCUAGGCUCCGCCUUCAUCUGACCACUCCCAUGACCAUGGCUACCUAGGCUCCUCCUUCAUCUGGCCACUCCUAUGACCUUGACUACCUAGGCUCCGCCUUCAUCUGGCCACUCCCAUGACCAUGGCUACCUAGGCUCCGCCUUCAUCUGACCACUCCCAUGACCUUGCCUACCUAGGCUCUGCUGUCAUCUGGCCACUCCCAUGACCUUGACUACCUAGGCUCCGCCUUCAUCUGGCCACUCCCAUAACCUUAACGACCUAGACUUCACCAUCAUCUCACCACUCCCAUGACCUUGAUUACCUGGGCUUCACCUUCACCUGACCCUUGGCGAGACACUGGCAUGAGGCUUGCCCCCCUUGUCCCUUGUUACUUUUUUCUACUAUGGAGUUCUUCCUGGGAUGAACCCUACUUCCAUCACUUGAAAAAAGCUUCUUAAUAAGAAGCUUAUAAUGGAAAAACAUCAGUCACUUUCCAAGUUGGAGUGAAUCCCAUUAAAGUCUUUUAUUACCUUUUUAAUGAGAAACUAUUUUCACCCUUGGUUUGUUUUAAGCUAUCCCCCUUAAUGGAGUGAUUUAAUUCUUCAUGAAUUUAAUUAACCUAAUAGUGGCUAUACACUUCCUUAUGGAUGGCUGGUAUUGAAAGCCAACAGGGAAUAUUUUGGCAGUGCUUUUGCCAAACCAAGAAGACGACAACCACUCAUCCUUCGGACCUUACCGUUAACAUGGAUGGAUUAGCUCAGUGCUACAUUUUUGAUUAAAUAUCAACACCCCCCCCCAAAUCCCUUCAGUGAGUGUGAAUGACCUGAGCAAGAGCAAAUAUUCCCCAACGGGGGAACGUGUGGGCGGGACGAGAAAGGAGCUUGCAUGCUGAAGAGGUUUGCGGCCUUGGGCUGUGACCUUCAUCUGAUUCCACCCCCCACGGCGAAUGGAAACGGAAGUGACUGGAAGGUGGUGCAGUUGGCAUCACGGAAGUGUUUCGGUGUUUGAUGGAACAAGACCCCUCUCAAGUUGGUGCGAGUGUAAUGCUGGGGAAGAGGUAGGUCACUGUAGGUCGAAUGAGCUUGAGUUGGAUCUGCAUGUUGUGAUCAGCUCCAAGUUGGAUUAAGUAAUAGGGAAUCGAAGUACAUUCUCCAUUCUACCCCUCCAUAAACAGUAACUCCCAAUCUUGGUGGUAUACAGAUUUCUUUCAGAAUGAAUGGGACGUCUGUUUACACUAUAUACUGCAUCGUGCCGAUAAUUCAGGCCACACAGACAUGCUGCUCUCCCCCGUCGUCUGUAAUCUGCAGAUAAUGGUUUUAAAGAAACUGACUGUUCAGUUCUGGUGUUCGGAGGGACUGUGUUUUGGAGCUUAUUUGUAUGCUGUUGCUUUUGAGGGGGGAUGUACCAAAAAAACUCUGUGAUGGGGGUGCUCUCCUUUUUGAAAAUGCGGUCCAAGGAAUGUAGGAAGCCAAUGGAAAUUUCUGUUUGUCACAAAUGCAGAUGGCAUUUCUGCAUAUGCAAUACAUACUGUUUACAUAUUAAUUAGUCGUUUGACUGAUUGAUGCAGUGUCUCGUAAGAAAGCCCGACAUGUCAGUUAUAUAAAAAUAUGUAAUAUUUUUAAAUGACAUAUUGAUUUUACCGAUAAGAUAAAUAUCUUUAGUUGGUUCCGUAUAUAUUAUAAAUUAGUGUCACCAAUAACAUCGUUUUUUUCAUGAGCCCAUUUAUACACACGGUGAGUUUGAGAAUGAGUACAUGUUAGAUCUAAAAAAGGAGGAAAAAUCCUUAUUUAUAGUUGUAUAACUAUUUAGUCUGGAUAAACAUAAAGGCACGGAACAAAUAUCAAGGAGCUAGUAAGCUGCCAACAACAACAUAAACCCCCCGAGUACAGCAUUUAACCUUUUUUUUUAAUUACUAAUUGAUUUUUGACAUGUUUUAGCAGUAUUGCAAAAUUGAAACCACUGUAUCAUACUUUACAGCACUGUCAACUCCUGCUUGACCACAAGUUUACUGAAACCUAUACAUGCACCACUGAUAACCUAAGCGAAUUCUAUUCUCCAUCGCAGGUGUGUUGUGUUAGCCGACUGCUGUGGGAAGGUGCAGGAGUGAUACUUGAGAAAGCUUAUGAAUGUAUUAAAAUAUGUAUUUUGUCUAUCCUACCUGCGUUUUGCAUUUUGUUUUUAAAUUAGAUCUCAUAUUUGAACUUUUACGAGUAUAGAGAAAUGGUGAGAGAUCCUGAUCACUUUUUGAACAGAGCUGUGUGCGUUUGUAUGUCAGAGCAUAUUGGGCAUGUGUUAUGGUUCCAUCCAUCGAACUCCAGAAGAAUUCACUCCAUUCACAGGCAUUUUCUUCUGUCAUUCUGUAUAAGUCUUUGUUUACCUGCUAUUGCUUGUAAAUAACAAUAAAGCAUUAAGUACAUAGCA